AUGAACUCUGGAAGGAGAAAUACUCGUCAGCUCCAUUUCAAAUGUCCUGAAUUGACAGAGUUAAGGAAGCUAGGGUCUUUGGUGGAUUCUUCUCCUGAUUUGAAAGACCGGUAUAGAAGAAUUCUGACUGUGUUGAAUACUGAUGCAGAAGACGAAGUUUUAAACACCUUGGUACAGUUUUAUGAUUCAGUGUAUAAGUGUUUCACUUUCCCUGAUUAUCAGCUUGCACCUAGUUUGGAAGAGUAUUCCUAUUACAUAUACUUUCCUCUAUCAUAUCAGAUACCAUUCAGUGGUUUAGAGGAGAUUCCUAAGUCUCGUGUCAUUGGAGAGUCUGUGCUUUUGAGAAAAGGAGAUAUUGAUGUUAAUCUUGUGACUAAAGGAGUUAUUCUUGGUCUACCUACUAAGAUAUUGAUGGAGAAGGUUGCUACUCUGGUUAUUUCUAGGAGUAUGAUUGCUUUCGAAGUUGUUCUCACUUUGCUUAUCUAUGGCAUAAUCUUGUUCCCUAAUGUUGACAACUUUGUGGACAUCAGUGUUAUUCGUAUCUUUCUGAUUCAGAAUCUAGUUCCUACUUUGCUCGUAGAUACUUACUAUUCUAUCCAUCAUAUAAUAGAGAAAAACAGAGGAGCUGCUAUGUGUUCUGCACCUUUACUGUACAAGUGGUUUAGUUCGCACUUGCCACAUUCCAGCUUAUUCAAGGACAAUAAGGAGUGUUUGAGGUGGUCUCAGAGGAUUAUGUCUCUCAUCAACACAUAUGUGACUUGGUAUUAUAGAGUUUAUGAUAAUGUGAAUAUCAUUGACAUUUGUGGUAAAUUCUAUAAUCAUAAGAUUCACAGAAAAGGAAAGGUUGGAUUAGGAAAUAAAGAUUGUGUUGCCUUGGGGACUUACACUCGGUGGGUGCAAGCAAGAGCUCCUAAGAUCAAGAUGCCUUAUCCUCCUGAAGAACCUAUGUUCCCUAAAGUCAUAGGAUCUAUUACUGCUCCAGUUGAAGAUCUGAAAGGUCUACAAGUUUCUUUAGCUCAAAUGAAUCAAGAAAGAGAUGCUCGGGAGAUAAAGUUUCAUGUUUCGAAUGCAGAGAUGUUAGAACUACAAAAGUAG
Molecule: messenger RNA, 1095 nt
Organism: Lathyrus oleraceus (garden pea)
Lineage: Eukaryota; Viridiplantae; Streptophyta; Magnoliopsida; Fabales; Fabaceae
Exons: 2
Coding region: 1-1095 (364 amino acids)
Source: RefSeq, a predicted model, not a curated record